UGUGGGUCGCAUUUUUUCUCGCGGACGUCCUUCGUCGAAGAACCUUUAAAAUUCGGGCGUGUGGUUGAAUGAAUACUGGAGUUCGUACGGAACUUGCGUGCGUGAAUCUCUUGUGCGGAUGAUUAUUAUCGGUGGCGAUCUGUGUACACUCCUGUGCGCUGAAUUUGUCCGCGGUCCUGCAAAUCCUUGUGCGAUAGUGAAGUGCUACUAGGGUGCAAAGGAAAUUCUACUGAAGACAGUGCUGUGAGCUUGUGUUGAUAAUCCUUGGUGUAAAGUGUGUCCCGCAUAGUUCCGUGCAUUCAAAAACUCGUUAUCUGCUAUCUAGAUUACUAGGAUUUCAGCGUCUCGUUUUGCAAAGUGGAAAAACUUUGAAAAGGACUUGGCGGUGCGAUAAGACUGUAACGGAGUCGGGCCUCGUAACAACCCACAAUUGAAGGUUCACUCCCCAUUUGCUGAAUCCUCAUGAAUAGACAAAAAGCCGCAGGAAUGUCACAGGACGACAUCCUGAAUACCAUCAACAGUAAAGCAACGAAGUAAGGCUGCAAAAACAAUAGGGGCAGCAUCAAAACCGCUUGAUUUCCUUUCGUCUCGGAGAAUAUUUAAUGAAAUAUGGAGCAAGAGCAACUUUGGCUUUUUACUACGCCAUUCUUCUAAAAAGCCGGAGGCCAUUUCGAGUUUAUGCUAAAGAGGAAGCACGGGCAAGCAUGUAACCAAAAGAACAACUGGCAAAGGAUUAUCAAAGUUUCGGAAUUGUUUGUGCGUUAUUUGUGCGUUCGUGCGUGUGCUCGGUCGAAACUGUGCGGCGUGUGUGGAAGUGACUUCUCGAAUUGAGUGCUUCAAGUAUUCUGAGUGAAAAUAAUAAAAAUGUGGAAAAGUUUCUCAGGAAACAGUUUCAUAAUGAUGUGAAUAUAUGCAAAGUCAAGUGCAUGCAAAUUCGUCUUCGGCCUCAUAUUAUUUUUCUCCUUCCAACCACACGACAACCAUUUAGAGAAAGCUUUUCAUCCCAAGGUCGCUAAUCCAAUGCCCGGUCACUUCUAAUGAGGACAUCGAGUAAGACAUGUCAGGUACAAAGGACUUGGAGAAAUUGUUUAGAAGGUGCUUUCAAGGGGUUACCGAUAUGCACAAUACUUCUUUUAAUUACUCCCAACAUAUAACAGAAAACCCUACACAUUGGAUAACAGUGGCAAUGGCAUAAUAGAAAUUAAUGAAAGUCCUCCCCUUUCAUGUUCAAAUAAAGAGUUCGAGUUCAAUUUCACGCCACACAUUUGAAUUUCAAUUUUGGCCUAAAUUACAUUACAUUAAAGGGUCCACACAGGCGUCAAUUUUUUUCGAAAAAUGUUUUGGCAAAUUUCAGAUAAAUUUGAACAUAUUUACUUUCUUGCCAACGUGUUAUCCCAACAUAUAAAUAUAUGCACAUGCCAUCUUUCUAAACACACAAGCGGUAACUCGGAUCCACACACAUGCAAAUCUUCUCAGGAGUUUUUAUGCGAGUCAUGAAAAUCAUUGCCUUCCAUAAGUGAUUAUCAUUUCUUAUGCCCUUCACUUACCCGCCGGAGCAUUUAACCUUAGCUUUUACUUUGUCGGUCGUUGAAUAAAUUAGACCUCCAGUCCUUGGCCCACACACAAAAACACAUGCUUGCCAUUUGGUCGAUAUACAAAAAUACCAAAUAUUUCAUUUGAAUCCUUCUCGUUGCCUUCUUGUAGCUGGAUCCUGACUCCUAAAAACUUUCGAGAAAGGCGAUAAGAUUUGUCAGGCUCCAAAAGCGGAGACACUGAAGUUUUAAGAUCUACGACUCGCAAAAUAUGUUAAAGAGACGCCAACGGGUACUACUGGGAGAACUAACACCCCCAAAUCUUAAACCUUCGCCAGGAUAACAACAAUCACUGGAACGUGUUUGCAUUCCAAAACGACCGGGCUUCGGCGUAAAGUUGAAGACAUUUGCUUAGAUACUUUGCGUACUCGGGACACGUACACACAUCGGAUACGUUGUUUUUAUCGCUGCCUCCAUCCCCAUCGUAGUGCUAGUCCUGCUUGCAGGCAGGAUUUCCCGAAAUGAGCUUAGAAAGGACUUGGCUGAGAGAGCCGCGGAACCCCGGCCCUACUCCAGCGACAUCACUUUGUAUAUUUUAUGCAAGCGUUUUCGUCCUCUCACUCAUCGGACCAGUACAAGCGAAAAUAGGUUACUUUUGGCAUAUAACAGACAUUCAUUUGGAUUACUUUUAUUCACCGAAAGGAGAGCCGUUAAGAAGUUGUUGGCACUCGGAACACCAUUCAACGUCAUCCAACCGUGCGCCAGGACGUUUUGGAGAUUACCUCUGUGAUAGCCCGUGGAGUCUACUUGAGUCAGCAACUCUGGCCAUGAAAUCCCGACAGGGCGACAACGUGGAGUUUGUCCUUUGGACGGGAGACGGCCUCUCGCACUCUGCACAUCGCCUUCUGGAGUCAACCAGAUUAGACAUCCUUAGGAAUAUAACUGAACUUCUGGGUCGAACAUUUCCGUCUCAAUUCGUAUUUCCCGUACUAGGGCACGAAGAUGGCUCAAUUAGUGACUUUCGACUACUAGGAGAACUUUGGAGACAUUGGCUGCCAUCAGAAGCAGUUCAAACAUUUGAAAAGGGAGGCUACUACACAAUUGAACAGACAAAAAGCCGAUUGAGGAUAAUUGCCCUCAAUACAAAUUUUAUGCGACAUGACCCAAAAUAUUCACAUAGUCAAUUGGCGGCCGUUCGACAGAGACCGAAUUCAAUGGGAAUCGGAGGAACGAGCGGCCUUGACUUGCCCGAGUACAAACACUUCUAUUACCAUCACGGCGAAGGACACCACUAUCAAGGUGACUCCAACAGCUACGGUCGAGUUCCCAUUCCUCAUCACAAUAACAAUGGCGGCGGGGGACAAGUAAGUGCGCUUUCGGGUUACAAUAACCAGGACACCGAGAAGCAGUGGAGGUGGUUUGAAGAAGUUCUGGAAAAAUCAAAACUGAACAAGGAAACGGUGUACAUUGUCGGCCACAUACCACCAGGAUCAGACGAGCGCCUGUUCGGCAGCCAGCAGAACGGACAUACAACGUUUUCAGAGAAAAACAAUUUGCGAUAUCUGAGAUUGGUGCGCAAAUACUCAUCAAUUAUUCAGGGUCAGUUUUUUGGACAUUUACAUUCGGACUCCUUCAGGAUCAUCUACAAUGAUUUGGGAAAACCCGUUUCGUGGAUUAUGAUUUCGCCAUCUGUUACUCCUCGGAAGCUGAGCGUGGGAUCCAAUAAUCCGGCGAUGCGAUUGUAUAAGUUCGACACGGACACAGGACAGGUGUUGGAUUACACUCAGUACUAUUUGGAUUUGGGCUUGGCGAACGCGGGGGAAGCCAACUGGCAGCCCGAGUACAAUUUAACGCAUUACUAUGGAUUAGCCGAAGUGUCGUCUGUAUCGCUACAUAAUCUCGCAGAUCGAUUUACGAAUACGGAAAACGUUCCAUUUGGAAAAUACUAUCGUGCAAACUCCGUACGCUAUCCCACUCAGCCAUGCGAAGGUGUUUGUGCGUUGAAUCACUACUGUGCUAUAACCCGGGUGGAUUACGUGGAAUUUCGACAGUGUCUGGAAUCCGCAGCAAGUGCCCUCGCUUCUCGCUCCCCUACUCUGCUCACAUACUCACCGUCGAUAAUCCUGCUUUUCGUUCCAUUAUUCCUGGCACUCAGUGCAUUCAAAAGUAACGCGCUUAUAGUCCCCAUUGCAGGCAUAGCUGUUUCGCUCCGACUGGCUUCGCGGACCAUCUCUCGUCAGAUAUUCGAUCUGCUGCGAAGGACCUCGCUACCGCAUCUGCAGGAUCGGCUGGUGUUCUCGCUAGCAACAAAAACGUCGCCAAAUCGUGUAAACACACCGAUUAAAUUAGUGAGCAGCUCUAGUCCCGUAUGCAACAGAGCAAAUCGCUCAGAAAGUAGCUUCGAGCUGGGAGCCAUCGCACCGGUGUUUGAAGCAUCAAGGACGCAAGCAACCUUCCGGGAGGAGAUGCAAACGGCAUCGCUACUAUCGUCGCACACAAAUAUAGACAAAUUGAUGCAACCCAGGACAAAAGCCGAGCACAAUACAACUGUAUAUACGAUAAGAAACUUGAUAUGCCAAACUGUGAAUUUAGUUAGUUUUAAUUUUAUUUCUAGUGAAGUUAGCAACAGCAUUCUCCUUAGCAUAAUAUUUAUAUCAGUCAUUGUAAUUGUAACAUGUACUAUAAACCCGAUUGUAGGAGCAUUGCGGUGUGCGCCUGAAGUAAGCUGUUGGUAAGAUUUUGGACAAUUUAUGAUUGUUUAGCAAAUAUCUGGCUCUCUCCUUUAGCGUUUAUAGAUUUUAUAAAAGAUUGUGUACAGCUAGAAUGAUUUGUAAAAUAAUUAGCUUCGCUUCAGUCAGACUGGAAACAUAUAAAGGGGCCUCACAUGCGUUAUUCAAUAGAAAAUUUAAAAUAAUUGUAGGAUGAAGGAUAUUUGGAUUCAAGUGCUAUUUGUUGCGCAAGGAGAGUGAUACGGCAUGGCAAGCAUUUGAUUCCUAGGUAGCUAACAUCUUGUUUCGCAAGAGCCUGGCGGAUUGAGUAUAUUAUCGUGUUUAUCAUUGAGACUUCAAAGCUCCUUGCAAAUCCACCAAAUCGUUCGUUCCAAAGUGGUUAAAGGCCAUUUUCAUUCGGAUCUAAACCAGCGUAAUUUAUAUGAUCAAUGGGCGUGAAAAAUAAUCUUCGACCCAACUUAAAGUAUGUAAAGGCGUAGAUAGCUGUCAGAAGUUGAUAUGUACGUUUAUCAUAAAAGUUACCCUAAGGGAAUCUUAGUCACUUUUAUGUAUUUCGUUACUAGAAAAUGUGGAUGUGCGGUAACUUGAUAGUGAAAUUAACAAGUUUUACUCAUACGAUCAGCUUCAGGGUGAUUCCACUAAGUUUUAACACAUUUUUUAUAUUUUACACAUUUUCUACUUUAUACUUUUCCCCCUCCCCUCUCUUCAUUUACGAAGUUCUUAUCUAGAUUGCAAUACUGAAAACCAUAUAUGCUGGAAUAAGUCGACGAAUAAAUGUGAUAAGCCCGUAUAUAUUAAAUCUUUAAAAAAUUACAGUAAGAUGGCACAAUAUCAACAUCUCAGUUGUGACUCUUAGGGUUGAGUAUAAAAGAAAACUAGACGGAUAUGCUAAUCAAAAUGGCUAAACCAAACAAAAAGCAGUAUUUGGACUUCCAAGACCACACAACAUUCCAAAAUAAAAAAACUUAUGAAGAACAGCGCAAUAACCGUGGUUCAGUCUAGCCCUGUCUUAGUAAGGAGUUCAAGAUAUCCUGUUUUUAUGCCGGGGACCGCUAAAUCGACAUCAUUGGCAGCCCUCUGGCUUUUUAGCAUAUUCCAACGCUCCAUUUAAGGUAGGGUCUGAAGGUCCUGGAGUUCAACGUAAGUACCUGCCGUAUAGGCAUAAUCCUACGGUCCUAUUGGGACACGAUUAAUUUGGAGACCACAAUCAGGGUCCCGCCGCGACUGGCAGAGUGGUACUGCUUUAUAUUAAGUGCAGACACAAAGUUCAUAUCAGUGCAUGCGAGGGCUACCAAACACCUCAGUCGCAACUAAGGUGUGUGGGACCUAGGUUGAUCAAUGCAACACCACGCUUAAACCCAUAAAGAGCCUUGCACGAGAUAUGGGCACAAACACAACCUCGAUGAAAUUCCCAUAAGGGGUUCAACUGAAAAUAACUGAGCCGAGAAUAUAUUGACCAGGAAUUCUCCUGGAGUAUAUGCUCUCAGAGGGCAAUCAUCGCGCCCAUGGUACCAGAUAACCUGCAGUAUUUCUGGUAAAAGCCUGUUCAGAUGAGCUCCGUUGCAAACUAAAUUCUAUUCGUCUUCCUCGCGAACAUGGGGACCUCACUCGUGUGAGGUAGGGUAUGCCACAUAUUUUUUUCUGCGAUAAAUAUUGCCCUUAUGGACUUUCCGAGCUAGAUGAUUACAUCCCUACGGAUUACGUGCCCCACUGUAAUUGAUCUGGAUUUUAACCGCAGCCAGCUGGUUGUAGUUUCGCUCAUAAAUUUCAUCUUUCAGCCUCCUGGUGGGUACCAAAUAUCCUUCGGAGCCUAAAACUUCGCAGUUUUUCUCGCUACGAACCCAAGUCUCCGGGGAAAACAUAAACACUGGCAAGAUUACUGUUUUGUACAAGAGGAGGUUUGACAGAAAAGGCUCUUUUGCUGCCAACAAAUGUACUCAUAUUUUGUUUUAAUAGUUUAUAAUGAAGACUACUUUUCAAAAAUGGUGAGUAUCACUUCAGAACACUUAUUAAAAUUUUUUUCCUGCUAUCAAAUAUUAAUUCUUUAUGCCUAGAAAUGAUCGGGGCAGGGUUAUCAUGACCAUUGGUUGUAAACCUGACCCGGAAAAAUAUAAACUAAAAAUAUCGAAUAGAUGAUGGUCACCUUAAAUUAAGACAAAUAUUGUAAAUUAUCGAAAUGUAAUAAAGAAUAGCUGGCAAGAAGCAACCUUAAACCCUUAUGUAAAAAGCCUGCGCUCUUCCUCUAAGAAUAUACAGUAUCGGAUUAUGCAACCGCAGGCCAUUCUGCAGUGGGAGCUUACAUUACUUCAUGGCAAACGCCUUGAUGGAAUUUUUGCUCUUUUUCGGCUCGUAUCCAUUGCAUUUCUCUGAUUAACACGUCUACGGGAAGCUGGCUUAAACGCCGAUAAAAUUAUUCGUUUUAUAUUAUCUCCUGCCAGAGUGUUCUGAUAACAUGAGAUGUAAGCUGGAAGCUCAAAAGUCAUGUGCUGCUCCGAAACAGCAGCAUAAAGAGAACUUUGCCGUAAAACAGAUUCAACUACAUAUACUCGUAUGUUGAAGUGGAGACAGCAUUUCCAGAUUUUGG
Messenger RNA from Hermetia illucens (black soldier fly), 6845 nucleotides. RefSeq names its product acid sphingomyelinase-like phosphodiesterase 3b. NCBI's taxonomy places the organism in Eukaryota, Metazoa, Arthropoda, Insecta, Diptera, Stratiomyidae. The transcript has 10 exons. Bases 2054 to 4267 code for a protein of 737 amino acids. The record is from RefSeq and is a predicted model, not a curated record.